Molecule: messenger RNA, 933 nt
Organism: Lathyrus oleraceus (garden pea)
Lineage: Eukaryota; Viridiplantae; Streptophyta; Magnoliopsida; Fabales; Fabaceae
Exons: 7
Coding region: 1-933 (310 amino acids)
Source: RefSeq, a predicted model, not a curated record
AUGGAAAAUCACGUGCACCUAUAUCAGAUGUUGAAGCUCUUGGGAACAAAAAAAAAUCAGCCAUUAACUUCUCAACAAUUCAAGUUAUCUAUGUUUGCAACAACUUCUAACAAGGAGCCUGAGCCAAAGAAAAAUGUUUCAGAUAAUGCAAGUAGGACUAAAUUGCAAAACACUCUUGCUGAAAAAAGUAUAGAAAGGGAAGAUCCAAAUACGCAACCCGUGAAAAAGGUGGUAAUUGGAGAUGGGUCGUUGGAAAGACAACAAAUUAUGGAGAAAAAAUCUAUUGAAAAUGACACUUCAAGGUCAAAGGAACAAUCUAGGAGAAUUACGAAGUUCAAAAUUCCUGAGAGAGGAAAAAAAACAGAUAAACUUCAAGAAUCUAUUGAAAACUCAGUUGAAUCUGGAACACAAGCAUUUCAAUCAUUGUUUGGAAAAGAAAAUCCCGGUAGAGUGAGAUGUUAUGGAAGAACUGUCACACCAUCAUUGUUGAAAAAAAAUGAAGAAAUUUAUUUAAUGAAAAUGCAAUAUGAUAGUAAGAUUUCUGACAUGGCGCAAAAGAUGGGAGCAAUGGAGGCACUUUUGAAAAGCAUGGAUAUGCAACAAAAUCCACAUUUAAGUGAAGUGGAAGUAGAUGAUAAGAUGAGAGAAACUUUGCACAAUGAUAAUAUUCCAACACCACGCUCAUCGACAUCAACAUAUGCCCCUGCUCAUCAAAAGUUUUAUAAGUUACUCAUUAAGUUAAUGGUUAGAAACAAAGAUGAUCCUCAAGAUGAACAAGAUGAUGAUCUUCAAGAUGACGAUGAUCUUCAAUAUGAUCAAGAUGAUGAUGAUCUUCAAUAUGAUCAAGAUGAUAAUGAUCUUCAAUAUGAUAAUUUUCAAGAUGAUGAUUCUCAUGAAUCUCAACACAAUGAAUAUGAUAAAGACCGCCAUUGA